Messenger RNA from Nycticebus coucang (slow loris), 2724 nucleotides. Its product is annotated as zinc finger protein 160-like. The record is from RefSeq and is a predicted model, not a curated record. Lineage: Eukaryota; Metazoa; Chordata; Mammalia; Primates; Lorisidae. Gene Ontology annotation, molecular function: DNA-binding transcription repressor activity, RNA polymerase II-specific. Gene Ontology annotation, biological process: negative regulation of transcription by RNA polymerase II. Bases 778 to 2238 code for a protein of 486 amino acids. The transcript has a single exon.
AAUUGUAGGCAUCAUAUUUCAGCAUUUAUCUUCAUUUAAGACUUAGAACACAUAUAAGCAAGAAAAGAACAAGGGAUCCCAUCGCAGGCUGGGCAAGGGACUUGAAGAGAAACUUCUCUGAAGAAGAGAGGCGCGUGGCCUACAGACAUAUGAAAAAAUGCUCAUCAUCUUUAAUCAUCAGAGAAAUGCAGAUCUAAAAACUACUUUGAGAUAUCAUCUAACUCCAGUGAGACUAGCCUAUAUCACAAAAUCCCAAGACCAGAGAUGUUGACCUGCAUGUGGAGAAAAGGGAACACUUCUACACUGCUGGUGGGAAUGCAAACUAAUACAUUCCUUUAGGAAAGAUGUUUGGAGAACACUUACAGAUCUAAAAAGAGAUCUGCUAUUCAAUCCUAUAAUUCCUCUACUAGGUAUAUACUCAGAAGACUUAUACUAGAAUGUUUAUUGCAGCCCAAUUCAUAAUUGCUAAGUCAUGGAAAAAGCCCAGUGCCCAUCGAUCCACGAAUGGAUUAAUAAAUCGUGGUAUAUGUACACCAUGGAAUAUUAUGCAGCCUUUAAGAAAGAUGGAGACUUUACCUCUUUCAUGUUUACAUGGAUGGAGCUGGAACAUACUCUUCUUAGUAAAGGAUCUCAAGAAUGGAAGAAAAAGUAUCGCCUUCCCCCGCAGGUUCCCGCAAACAGGAAGCCGCUGACUGGAACAGAUGCCAUCCUGAUUGACUUCUAAAGAACUCAGUUACAGAAGAAUAAGCCCAGAAGAGGAAAGAAAAGGAUUCAGAAAUGGCUCUUACUCAGAACCCUUUGACAUUCAGAGAUGUGGCCAUAGAAUUCUCUCAGGAGGAGUGGACGUGCCUGGACCCUGCUCAGAGGGCUUUAUACAGGGACGUGAUGUUGGAGAACUAUAGGAACCUGGUCUCCCUGGGUAUCUCUUCUAUAUGUGUGAUAAAUGAAUUGCCACCUGAAGAGGAUGGUAGUAUAGAAGAAAUAUCCCCCACCAUGAUGUUGGAAAGGAAUGAAAACCAUGACAUUGAAGGCUUUUGCUUUAGGGAAAUCCAGAAGAAUAUUCAUAAGUUUAAGUGUCAGUGGAGAGAUGAUGAAAGACAUUGCAGUGGAGUCCGUAUGACCCGUCAAGGAAAUCUCACUGGAAAAAGAGAUCAACAUGAUUGGAGGGGUUCAGAAAACAAGCUUCUUAAUAAUCAGGUGGGAUUGAACACCCAAUCACAUCUAUCAGAACUGCAGCUAUUUAAGAUUAAAGAGAAAAUUUACGAAUGUCAUCCCAUGGAGCCAUCUGUCAACAGUGAUUUCUUGGUUUCCCCAUCCCACAGAAUUCCUUCUACUAUGAAACCCUACCUUUCUCAUGAACAUGAGUAUGAACUUAUGGAUUUAUUCCCACAAAGAAAGAAACCACAGAUAGUGACAGAACAUCACAAAUGUACGGCGUGGGAGAAGUCCUUUAAUGAAGGGUUGCAUAUCAAUAUUGAUCAAAUAAUGCAUGAGGAAGAGAAUCGAUUUAAAUGUGAUAUAUAUGCCAAGGUGUUCAACAAAAAAUCAAGCCUUGGAAGUCAUCAAAGAUUCCACACUGUAAAGAAAACUUACAAGUGUAAUGAAUGUGGCAAGGUCUUCAAUUACAUUUCACGGCUUGCACGGCAUCAGAAAAUCCACACUGGAGAGAAACCUUACAAAUGUAAUGAAUGUGGAAAGGUAUUCCGUGAAAGUUCAGCCCUUGCACAGCAUCAAAGAAUUCACACAGGUGAGAAACCUUACAAAUGUAAUGAAUGUGGAAAGCUAUUCCGCACAAGUUCAAUCCUUGGACGACAUUGGAGAAUUCACACUGGAGAGAAACCUUACAAAUGUAAAGAGUGUGGAAAGGUAUUCCGUGACUGUACGGGACUUGCACGACAUGCCAGAAUUCACACUGGAGAAAAACAUUACAAAUGUAACAAAUGUGGCAACAUGUUCAGUCAGAAGUCAUCCCUAGCACAUCACUGGAGGAUUCAUACUGGAGAGAAACCUUACAAAUGUAAUGAAUGUGGAAAGGUAUUUAAUCGUAGUUCACACCUUGCAAAACAUCAGAGAAUUCACACUGGAGAAAAACCUUACAAAUGUAAUGAAUGUGGCAAAAUGUUCAGUAGCAAGUCAUCCCUAGGAAAGCACUGGAGAAUUCAUGGUGAGAGAAAUCUUGCAAAUGUUAUGAAUGUGGAAAGGUCUUCAGUCGCAAUUCACGCCUUGCAUGACAUCUAAUAUAUUCAUACUGGUGAGAAACAUUAUAAAUGAAUAUGGCAGGGUGUUCAGGCAGAAUUCACCUUGCAAAUCAUUAGAGAAUUCAUACUGGAGAGAAACCUUACAGGAAUGAUGAAUAUGGCAAGAUCUUCAGUCAAAAUUCAUAUCUUAUGUAUAAUCGGAGAAUUCUUACUGGAGAGAAACCUUAUAAAUGUAAUGAAUGUGGAAAGGUUUUCAGUCCAAACUCAUGCUUAGCACAUCAUCAUUGGAGAGUUCCUACUACAAAGAAACCUUACACAUGUAACUCGAGUCUGGCCGUUAACUUUAGUGUUCUCCAUGACUAGAGAAACCUUUCAAAUAUAGUAGAUAAAACAUGCAUGGCAAGGUUUUCAGUGACAAUUCCUACCUUGAACAUCAUCAGAGAUUUCAUUCUGGAGAAACAACUUGUUAAUAGGACAAUGUGAUUAACGUAGAAAGGCAUUUUCUCAGAAUUAAAGCUUUGGAGUG